CGAGAUCUCUUCACAGCAUUCGGGUUUAAUGGCAAGGCGUCGCUCUAACACCGGAACAACGACGAUUAUGAGCCGUUGGGGCGCAACAGACUAGUGCGUCCAUGACCACUCUGAAUUAACGAUCAUAACCUUUAAGUUCAAUGUUUGUUAGGCAUGGAGUAUCCAAUGCACGGCCUUAGUGUCAUAUGGUAUUUUAGUCGACUAGUAGUGACAGGUUAUAUCGUAGUCUCAUAGCAAGGGUCCAAUAGCAUGUCAACAGAAAUACAUAAGAAAACUCUCCCAGAGUCGGACUUUAGGGACGUAUCGGAUUUAAAAGUAAGAUAUAUGUAAAUCUACCGUCGCUAUACCCUUCUUAUCUUCAUCUCCAUCUCCAUCAACAUUUCGCUUUCUCUCGUUCUUCUCUUCUAUACAUAUUUCGCUUGCUCUGGUCGGACCGUCUUUUCAGCAGAAAAGCAUCCCCAACAGCAACCACAACAUCAACUCAUCUAACAUUCAACCAUGGUCGGACAACACGACGCUGCAAUUCUUCCCCAGCAGGGCGGUCCCUUGUCUCUUGGCAAGCGUCCCACUCCCGAGCCCGGUCCAAACGAUGUUCUCAUCGAAGUCAAGGCCGUUGCCUUGAACCCCUGCGAUCAUUUCCAGCGUGACUAUGGCAUGCCUCCUGUGCCUAUUUACCCCGCUGUUAUCGGAUCCGACACUGCUGGUGUUGUCACCAAACUGGGCUCGAACGUCACCACGGUCCCUGGUCCGGGAAGCCGAGUGAUUGCCUUUGCCUCAUCAUUCUACCAGAACGGCUCCCCCGACCGCGGUUCCUUUCAAAAGUACACUUUAGCACAAUCCGAAGCUGUCAUCCCACUUCCAGACAAUCUCUCCUUUGAAGAGGGCGCGGUCUUCCCCAUGGCCGUCCUGACUGCCCUGACUGCCUGGACCACAAUCGGUAUACCGCUCGAUACCAAGUACACUCCCGCGGACAAACAAGCGGUCCUUAUCUGGGGCGCAUCGAGCAGUGUAGGCACGUUUGCCGUCCAAUCGGCCAAGACACUCGGUUUCACUGUCUACGCCACCGCCAGUCCCAAGCACCAUGACCUCGUCAAGAAGCUCGGAGCCCAUGCGGUUUUCGAUUACAGGGCAAGCGAUGUCGUCUCCCAGAUCGUCAGCGCCGUGAAGAAGGAUGGUACCAAACUGCACACGGCACACUGCGUUGUUGAUGGGGCUCUGCAGCCAACAUUGGACAUCCUCAAGGAGACCAAGGGUGAUGCACACGCCAAGGUUGCACACUCACCCCUUCUCCCAGAAGGUCACCCUACCCUCGACAAUACGCAGAUCACUUUCAACUUCCCACCUACGGACGAGACCGCAAGGAGCAAGCACAUGAACGAGGUCUUCCACGGGUGGCUGAAGACCGGUCUGCAGUCCGGUGAAGUAAUCCCCAGCCCCACUAUCCAGACUGAGGGUGGCGGUCUGGGCGGAGUGCACGCAGCACUAGACAAGCUCAAGGGUGGUGUCAGUGGCACUAAGAUCGUUGUGCCGGUUUAAUGAAUUGCCUUUUGCUGAUACACACGAUACGACUGGGAUCCCGACCUUCUUAAACGAUUUGGCAUAGGAUCCCUCGACAUCGGGCGGGAUUAAAUGUGGGAUGUUGAAGUUGACAAUGACGUGCAGUGCUGUGAGAUCGCGCUUAAUCUAUUUUCUUAUUCCAAGUUUACUUCCCAAUGCCUCCUCGUUACAUUCGCUGUCUGGGGCAUACUCCAUCUGAGAAAGCAGUAACGACGUCUUUGGGUACGACUGCCAGAUCUCAGAUUGCAUUCGCGGAUUCAAUCAGGGACAUGCGAGCUGCUUGGAUCUUCUCAAAUUCUUUUCCAUGUGCGGCUGCUGGGGGUGCAUCUGGGGCAAAGGGAGGAGAUGGUUGUUUUAUAGACAGUUGACAGUUCCAAGACCCAUUCCUAAGUUUCACAUUGUGUAUUUUUUUUUUACUAUAGAAUAUGACGGUGGUUGAUCGUGGAUCCAUGCAGGGGGUGUAUCUCCAACCUUCGCAGUUGAAAGAUCUACAAGAUAUCGACCCCACAUGCCAUCAAACUUAAUUUAGUGAGAAGAUAACGUGUUCGUUUUUGAUAGAUUUUAUAGCCCUAAGCAAUUG
Messenger RNA from Aspergillus pseudotamarii, 2137 nucleotides. Its product is annotated as zinc-binding alcohol dehydrogenase family protein. Lineage: Eukaryota; Fungi; Ascomycota; Eurotiomycetes; Eurotiales; Aspergillaceae. The record is from RefSeq and is a predicted model, not a curated record. Gene Ontology annotation, molecular function: oxidoreductase activity, acting on NAD(P)H. Bases 499 to 1536 code for a protein of 345 amino acids. The transcript has a single exon.